Messenger RNA from Malaclemys terrapin pileata, 10072 nucleotides. It is a transcript of the gene FYCO1, whose product is annotated as FYVE and coiled-coil domain autophagy adaptor 1. Gene Ontology annotation, biological process: positive regulation of autophagosome maturation; plus-end-directed vesicle transport along microtubule. The transcript is spliced from 17 exons. The record is from RefSeq and is a predicted model, not a curated record. Gene Ontology annotation, molecular function: metal ion binding. Bases 124 to 4764 code for a protein of 1546 amino acids. Lineage: Eukaryota; Metazoa; Chordata; Testudines; Emydidae. Gene Ontology annotation, cellular component: late endosome; lysosome; autophagosome.
GCAGAUGCCACAAAGGAAACUAAUCUCCACUAACUGAAUGGUCAUCAAGGAUGUGAACUCUGCUCUUUUUUUCUAGCUGGGUGAAAAGUUUAACAGCGUGGGCUUGCACCUCCUUUGGUUUUCAUGAUGGCAGCAACUAGUGGAGAAAGCCAGCUACAGAGGAUUAUCAGAGAUUUGCAAGAUGCUGUGACAGAGUUAAGCAAAGAAUUUCAAGAAGGAGGGGAACCAAUCACCGAUGACAGCAUCAGUUUGCAAAAGUUUUCCUACAAGCUUGAGUACCUUUUACAGUUUGACCAGAAAGAAAAGACCACACUGCUGGGGAACAGAAAAGACUACUGGGAUUACUUCUGCGACUGUCUGGCUAAAGUCAAAGGAGCUAAUGAUGGGAUCCGCUUUGUUAAGUCUAUUUCAGAGCUCAGAACAUCUCUUGGUAAAGGAAGAGCAUUUAUACGUUACUCCUUAGUACACCAAAGGCUGGCAGACACCUUGCAACAAUGUUUUAUGAAUACCAAAGUAACAAGUGACUGGUACUAUGCAAGAAGUCCAUUUCUGAAGUCUAAAAUGAGUUCUGACAUUGUGGGUCAACUCUAUGAGUUAACUGAGGUUCAGUUUGACUUGGCAUCAAGAGGGCAUGACUUAGAUGCUGCUUGGCCAACAUUUGCCAGGAGGACAUUGUCCUCACAUGGCUCUUCAGCAUAUUUGUGGAAGCCUCCAAGUCGCAGUUCAAGCAUAAGUAGUUUAGUGAGCAACUAUUUGCAGACACAAGAGUUUCCAGGUAGCCCUGAUGCAAAUAACUCACUAAAUGCUGAACACGUGGAGGGCUUUGAAGAGAUGCGUGUGGAACUUGACCAGGGAGAGCUGAGGCAGAGGGAGCUGCAGGACCGGAUUAAUCAGCUAGAGAAGGAAAACCAGGAGCUGCAGGCAGCCGUCAGCCUUCAGAAAGAACAAGCGCAAGUAGAAAAGGAAAAGAGCAGCAACUUCAGAGAGGAGAACUCCAGACUGACAAAGACGAUAGCGGAGUUACAGAAACAGUGUGAGGUUUCCCACUCCACUCAGAGCACUGUUCAUGACCUACAAAAAUGUGUGCAGGCAUUAGAAGUGAAUGCAGCCGAGCAGCAAAAGGAAUACCACACAAGGCUUGAGCAAAUGGAGUCGAGUAAGAAGGACUAUGCCUCAGAACUGCAGCUCUUGAAUCAGGAGCUGGAAACCACCAGGGCUUCGGUCAGCAUGAAGGAUCUCCGCAUCAGUGAGCUCCAGACCAAGCUAAGUUCAACAGAGCAGCAGAAUCUAGAGCUCAUUGCAAAAGUCGAUGCCGUCUUGGAUGAAAAAGGACAACAAACCUCCACCCAGUAUGAGACUACCCUAAAGAUCCAGGAAUUGCUGGAGAAACUUCACCAGGCAGAAAAGGAAAAAGCUGACAUCCAGAAACUAAAUAACGAACUUCUGUCUCAGGUAAAGACAGCGAGAGAGGAACUGCAGCUGAAAGAGGGGGCACAGAAAGAACUGGAAUCCAGAUUUAGUUGCCUCGCCACGGACUCCAAAAAAGAGAGUGAAAAACUGCUCAUGAGCCUGGAAAUGAUGGCAAAGGAAAUGGAUACAGUUCAGGAGGCGCUGACUGUGAAAGGAAAGGAGGUGGCUGAACUCCAGAUCCAGCUGAAGGGCUCACUGGCUCGUGUGGGGUCGCUGGAAAAAAAUCUUGAAGAGACCAGAAGAGCAAAAGAGAACCUUCAGGAAGAGUGCAGCUGCAGGGAAGCUGUGCUGAAGCAGGAAGCCAGAACCUUGGCAGAGCAGCUUGAGCUGCGGAAGGAUCAUUUAUCAAAGCUGAGUCAGAACGUGCACAGCCUAGAGGAGCAAAACCAAAAACUCCUCUCCAGCAACGAUCACCUCCUCCAGAAGGUAAAGGACAUGGAGGAGCUCGCAGGACAGCAAAGCUUGGCACUGAACGAAAUUGGUGAAGAAAGCAAGAAACUGAAAUCUGAGAAUGCAAAUCUGCACCAAACCGAGGAGAAGAUGAAAGAGAAGCAGAAAAACCUGGAGGCAUCUAAAGCCUCUUUGGAAGCUGAGCUGGCCAGGCUGAGGGCAUCGGAGAAACAGCUCCAGAGUCAGAUUGACGAUGCCAUGGUGUCGGUGGAUGAAAAAGAAAAAAAGCUCCGGGAGCAGAACAAACAGUUGCAUGAAGACUUGCAGAAUGUCACAAGGCAAAAUCAGAUCCUGGAAGAGAGGCUACAGUCUCUGCAUUCUGAAUACCAAGAACUGAGGCAAAGAGAAGAUACCAUCAAGGAGUCUUUAGCUGAAUUGCAAACAGAGCACAAGAGUGCCAAACAGCAUGGUUUACGGAUGGAAAAGAUUCUGUUUUCCUUGAAGGAAUGUGAAGAGUCUCUUAGGUCACAGGUUACAGAGAAAGAUGUGACACUGCAAGGCAUAGAGAGCCAAUGCAAGCAGCUACAGGCAGAAAUUGAGAUGUACCGAAAAAAAGCGGAGUCUCUUGAGGUGGAAAAGCUAAGUAUGGAAAAAACAUGCCUUCAUCAAAUAAAAUUGAUUGAAUCCCUUACUGGAGAGAAGGAUUCAGUGGAGAAGGCCCAGCUGGAGCAGGCAGCAUGUCAGGAGAAAGAGGCACAAGAGUUGGCUUCCAGGCUAGCCGUGUCUGAAAAGCAGCUGCACAUCAACCAGAGUGAAGUGUCCAGGUUGCAGGCAGAAGUGAUUGACCUUCGAGCCAAGCUUCAGCAGACAGCUGAUGAGAGAGAGAGGGUGCAAGGCAAGCUGGAUGUCACAGAGGCAGUUUUGGGGGAACAAAAGACACUGGUCCAGCAGCUGAAAGAGCAGAGUGAGUCACUCAACAGCAACCACGUGCAAGAGCUGGUACAGUGUAAAGAAAGAGAGGAAACUCUGAAAAAAGAGCGGGAAAGGGAAGCCCAUCAAAAGGCUGAGCUGGAGAAGAAUGUGCUGAGUCUCAGGGAAGAGCUGUCCAACAUUAAGCAGUAUUUGGAGACUGUUAAAAUGGAAAAUGUAGAAACCAAUGACCUGCUCCACAGAACCAACACUGACAUGGCUGAACUUGGUAUUCAGAUCUGUACCUUGACCUCUGAGAAGGGGGAUGCAGAAGAGAAGUUGGCCCGGGUCACUAAGAAGCUCGGGGAAUUGGGUGAGCAAGCAGCAAAGGAGCAGGAGAGGCUGCAACUUGACAUCUCCACGCUCAGGCAGGAGAACCAAGGCCUGACAGAGAAACUAAAGGAGACUCAAGUAUGUGUUGCCGCUGUUUCCAGCCUGCAAACACAGCUGGAGGUGGCAGCGAAACAGGCCCAACGCUCCCAAGAGACCAGCGAAGAAGAGCUGUCUGCAAUAAAAUUUCAAAUGAGCACAGAGAUUAUAAAUUAUCAGACAAAAUUCAAGGCUGUCAGUGAAGAAUGCGAGAAAGUAAAAGAGCAGCUUGAGGAGCAGAAACGACAGCUGUGUGCUGCAGAGGAAGAGAUUGCAGAGCUUCACGCUGUAAACACUGAUCUGUCUAGCAAACUGGAGCGUGCAACAGAGCAAUUGACUGAAUAUGAAUCCACCAGGUUAAAAAAAGACGAGGAGGUGAUGUCACUGAAAAAACACUUGGAGAGGACCCAAAAGGAAGUUGACAAAGCGAAUGAGCAAGUCAAAGAGUACGGUGACAAACUCAACAAGGCGACAGCAGACAGAGACAGCAAUGAUCAGAAGUUGUUGGCCGAGCUAGACGAUCUAACUAGAACAAAGCAAUUCCUCGAAGAACGUUUGAUAGAACUUCUCAGGGAUAAGGAUGCCCUUUGGCAGAAAUCAGAUGCACUGGAAUUUCAGCAGAAGCUCUGUGAAGAGCAAAGAUGGCUCGGUGACACAGAAGUAAAUCAUUGCCUGAGCUGUCAGCGAGAGUUUACUUGGAUGAUGCGCCGACAUCACUGCAGACUGUGCGGUCGCAUUUUCUGCUAUUACUGCUGUAACAACUACAUGAUGACCAAACACAGUGGCAAGAAGGAGCGUUGCUGUAGAGCUUGCUUCAAUAAACCUAGGGUGAUCGUGGAUUACACGGAUGACUUUGGAUCCCGUGCCAGCCAAGAAGAACCACCAGCUCUGCUAAAUUCACCAGUGUCUCCGACCCAGGAAGGUACAGUUACAAAUGAAACCUCCAAACCACCAGAUGAUGCAGUGUUUGAUAUAAUCACAGAUGAGGAACUGUGCCAAGUGCAGGAAUCUGACUCUGUCCAUAACGAAAGUCAAGCUGAAGUAGAGGCUCUGGACCAGAGUGACACAGAUCUAAACAGCACAUAUAAUUCUUCGACCUUGGAUGACUCAGAAGAAUUGCAAGUGGCCCAAGAUGCUGAGAUAUGUUUGCUGAAGUCAGGAGAACUGAUGAUAAAAUUACCCCUUACAGUUGAAGAGAUUUUAAAUUUUGGGGAAGACAACAGGGAGCUGUUCAUUAAGUCCAGCACCUACAGCACCAUCCCUAUAACCGUGACAGAGACUGGCCUUACAAUCAGCUGGGUGUUUUCAUCAGACCCAAAGAGCAUAGCAUUCAGCGUUGUCUACCAAGAAUCAGAAGAAGCAAUGCUGGAUCAGUGCAAAGUACUCAUUCCUAUGACCCGCUGCAACUCUCAUAAGGAAACUAUCAGAGGACAGGUGAAAGCGAGAAACUGUGGUAUCUACAUACUGAUAUUUGACAACACCUUCUCUAGGUUUAUCUCGAAAAAAGUAUUUUAUCACUUGACUGUUGAACAACCUGUGAUCUAUGAUGGAAGUGAUUUUCCAUAGCCUUGAAUAUAUGGUGUCCUUUUUUAAUUAUAUUUUUAAGAAACACUAUUAUUUAUAUGUAUGUAAGCACUAAAAAGAUUGUUGUUUGAACACCUCCUUAAGCUAUGCAGUAGUUACAAAACAAAGCACUUACAGUGUGUUUACACAAAAGAAAGAAACCCUUCACAGGAACACUAAUGGCUCGGUACUGUGUAGAGAUUGCUCAAAAGCCAUGUUGUUUUGUAGAACUGGUCAAAAAAAAAUGUCUUCAACCUUUUUUCAAUGAAAAUUUGGUUUUUGACCAAAUUAAAAUUUUUGAUGUUUUUGUCAAAGAAAACAAAAAAUAGUUGGCUGAAAACUGAAAAAUAUUAUUUUGUUGAAAAGCUUAUAUUUUUUUCUUGGAAAAUUUUGAUAAAAAUAAAAAUAAAAAAUUGAAAUUUUCAGUUGGGGGAAAAAACAUUUUCUGACCAGCUCAUAAUUAUAAAAAACUAUAAAAAAAAUGCAACUAUGCAAAACUCUAGACAUUACAGAUAUGUAUCGUUAAAGGAUCAUUAUUAUCUUUUUCAGACUUAUAAGCAAUAUACUUUUUAGAUAUUUAGUUUUGGUUUAAAAUGUCUAACUGGGUUUUAAAAAACACUCUGACAUUUAAUGUCAAUUACAAAAAAAAAAAUGCUGCAACAGUUGUAAAAUUAAGGAUUAUUUCUUCCAGUCUUGAUCGCUCUUCUCUGUAAGUAGAGCCACUGAAAUCAAUGGGAGUUCUUGCAGAGUCAGGUACAGCGGCGGCUCCAUGCACCAGCGCUCCAAGCGCGUGCCUGGGGCAGCAAGCCGUGGGGGGCGCUCUGCUGGUCCCUGCGAGUGCGGCAGUCAGGGAGCCUUCGGCGGCAUGCCUGCGGGAGGUCUGCCGGUCCCACGGAUUCGGCAGCAAUUCAGCGGCGGGUACGCCAAAGCCGCGGGACUGGCGGACCUCCCGCAGGCAUGCCGCUGAAGGCAGCCUGCCUGCCGUGCCUGUGGCGGCAAAAAAGCUAGAGCCGCCCCUGGUCAGGUACCUCUCUAAGUAACUUACAGUGGCAGAAUCUGGUGUAUAAUUGGCAGAAAAAAUCAGCAGCUCUAAUGUGUGACACUAAAGAAAGGGAAACAGGCAUGUUUCUUUUUUCUGCUUUGGCUUCUUUUAAGCCACAGUAAUCGCACAAAAAUAAAAACUCGAAGGAUACAAAUGACGAGAAUGGUUCCUUUUUAUAGACUGAGUGGAAGGUAGCAAUUGUUGAGCCUCAUCAGAUUUGAUCCAGUCUAGAUAAGUCCACCCAAAACUGGAUGCAUAUCCAAACCUAGUGAGGUCCUCCUCCUUCUCCCCUGUCCUCCUAUCCUUCUCUCUCCUGCUUACCAGUUCAGCCAGGUCACUUUCCUUUGUCCUUCCCCUUAUUCCUGCUUCCUCUACCCCAGUCUACCUCUUCCUCUGCUCCUUCCCUUCAAGUACAAAUGAUUUCCUCCCCAUUUCCUGGCUAAAUCUGGUGACUCCUAUUACCAUUCUCCAUUGUCCAUCCAGCCCUCAUGCUUCACUUUCUCCAUAGCCUCUCCCCUAUAUUUAUCUCCCCAGAAUAAACCAGUGGUUUGCAGUCUCUGCUGGGCCCAGAGUGGCUCCUGGAUUCAAAUCUUGUGCACUCAUGAGCCAGACUGGUUAAAAGUUUUCAAUCAAAACUGGUUUUGGUGGGAUUUUUUUUUUUAUUUUAAACAAAAAUCUCCAUAGAAAGUGUCUGCUUUCUGCACAAAAUUUGAGGGGUUAUUUGUGUUUUUGAGAGGUUUUUUUUGAAUAAAAACUAGAAAAACAAAAGAUUUUGGGGUCUCAGUUGAAAAGUGCUCAGUUUAUCAACAGAAAGUUGAACUUUUUUUUUUAAGCGGGGGAUGGACAUUUUCCAACCAGAUCUCCUCAUGGGUCAGAGAUAUCUCAGAAUGGACUGGAUAUCCCUCACCGAAGGAGCAUGGGGAGCGUGGGACCAUAAGAGAUUUCAAUGCAGCAAUUGGUGAAAGCCCAGCAGAACCUGCCAGGAAUCUGACAGCUCCCUUAUGGGAAUAGCAGCUGAUGUAGGGGGCCCUGUGCGGAGUUAGAGGAGGGAAAAGAAACCUGGGGUUGGGAACAGAAAAUAGUGGGAGUUUCCAAGUCUAGGCUGAAGGAUCUGGCUGGUUGACUGUAGAGGACUUGGAAGGGGGAGAAGCAGGAGACAAAUUUGGGUACAAAAGAGCAUUGGAUGGAGGUGUGAGGGCUCUUUAUCAAAGGUUCAGUUCAGUUUGGAAGAAGGAUUGAGGUUCAAAUGGGUGUGUGUAUUUUUCUGGUCCCGUACCUCAGCCCUAAUGGAUUCUAUUUGAUGGGGAUAGCACUAUUGCUGUGAAGGCACAGAUUGUUCAUGUUGAUUGUAAGCACUGAGGUUCUGGUCACUUAACCAAUAAUGAUAAAAGCACAGGACAUUUCCUGGGGAUCAAUGAUCAUCUGAAAGGAGAGGAAUCCGUGUCCCAAGGUACAGCUGAAGGCCAGUAAUCCCUAUUGCUGAGGUCAUUGUUGCUAUUGUAAAGGGCAAUGAAAGGGGAUGGAUGUUGUUUAUGGGCGAUGCACUUUUUAAUUGGUCAGUAUAGGGUAUUUUUAGACCAUAAAUGCCCUCGCUAUGCCCCCAAUCCAAAGCCCACUGAAAUAAAUGUAAAUCCUCUCAUUGAGUUCAACAGGCUUUGGAUUGGGCCCUAUGUUAACCUGCCAGGAUUUUGACUCAUCUCGAGACAUUCCAUUGAGUUGACAAUCCAGUUCGUCUUUCUUAUUAUAUCAGUACUACAUGUAAACUGCCGUGGGAAGAUGUGUCAAAGAAAGAUGCAGGGUCCUUUUCUUUGUAGGAACAGAGAGGUCAGAGACCAUCACAACUAAGCUCUAUACUGCUGCAAAUACAAUUAAAUUUAAAAGAUUCUAAUCAAGAUGGAAAUGAGAUUAAAGUGAGUAGCACAUAAGCAAUAAACAAAUUGUGCACUGGCCCCAAUUUCAUUAUUUACCAGCAUAUUAUUUUAGUGCUGAGGUUAUGUUUUAUUCUUAUUUAGGCAAUGAGAGUUUAUUUAAUGUUUAAAAGUAGAAUACUAUGUACCAUACACUAUGCAAUAUAAUGGCUGUUUCCUGAAGUCUACUGCAAUUUUCCUUAAACUUUUAGGUGUGAUUUUAAAAGCAUUUUGCUACUGUUUAGCUAGAAUACUAAUUUCACUAAGAUAUUUUUCUUAAAAUGCCAAACUUAAGUUAAAGGGACACUGUCAAGUGUUAGGCCAAGCUGCGAUCUAUAAUAUAUUAUAAAUAAUCUGGUGAAGGGUGGCCUCUGGAUUUACUUUUUUUACUUUACUCUCUGUCUCUUUUUUUAAAUCUAUCACUCUGUUGCAAAGAUUUUUUUUUAAAUGAGCUGUUCAUGUAGGGCCCAGAGUAGCUCUGCUUCUGCAAAAAAAAGUAUUGCAACCUCAAAUAUUUAAAAACAUGAAUCUGCCCCGCCACCCACAAAUUUUGAGAGAUUUAUAUGCCGAUCAUGAGAUUUUUUUAAAUAAUAAAUGUUGGACUUUUUAUUUACCUUUUUCGCUUUUAAGUAUUUAGGUUGCAUUUGCAUCACAUUUUCAAACUUUUCUCUGCAAGCAUCAGGGGUAGAAACUUACUUAUUGAAAAAGGAACAUUGAGAUACUCCUGCAACACUAGGACUCCAGCAGCUGGGGCUUAGUGAAAAACACUAAAAACUGUAAGUGUUGGCAACAGUGAAAAACAGCAAUCCAGCAUCAAAAGCAACGUUUAUUAACAGAACUCUCUUAUCAGAGCUGUGCUGAGGUUGUCAAUAAAGCUCUUAACACAAACAUGGUAAGAAAUUUAGCAGUUGCACGACAUCAGAAAUGCAGAGUUUUCUUUUGUUUUUUUUAAAUGUUUUCCAAUUGAAAAAGUUGAAAAAAGCCAAUAUCCCAGAGCUUCACUCUAUGGGCUGUUAUGCUGACUGGGGAGCAGUUGAGUAUGCCCUGUGCUCUGGCCACAUCCCGCACAUCAAAUGGAGAUGUGGCUAAGAGGAGGUGGCAGCUCCACAAAAGCCACCUGGGCAAUCCCCAGUGCUCCAGUAGGGUGGCUUUGGAGCCCCUCUGAUCUCUGGAGCGCUGCAGAGGCAAAAAAACAACAACGCUGUUUUCAAGCCAAUACAAGGGUUUUACAAAUAACGUAUUUAGAAACAGGAGAUUUGUACUGUUAAAGUUCGAUUAAAUAUUCCUAAUUAAUGUUUAUGGUGCCGUUUAAACUGAACCGGAAUCCAACCAUGCAAUCCAAAAGACUGGAGUGUUGCUACAUAUCAGGCCAAGGUGCUGUGCAAAGAGGAUAGUGACAACCUGUUAACCUACCUGGUUUUCCAUUCGUACAUUAAUAAAUGGAGGCAAAGCAGCCCCUGAUGGACUAUACAGCAAACAGAAAACAAAUAGUCCAGAAGGAUGGUACAAGAACAGCCAUCAGUCAAGUGUCAUAAGCCGCAAUUCAACAAAGUAUUUACGCACAUGCUUAACUUUGUAGUUACUGGGAUGGCUCGUGUACUUAAAGAGAACCACAUGCUCAUGUGCUUUGCUGAAAUUAGUCUUUUAAGAACUGAUGAUCAGCAGCAAUGGAAAUAAGACAAAAGACACAUUUUACUCUGUAAUUAAAUGAAAUUAAAAGUGAGUGGUAAUUUUGUUACACAGACAGUACACAUUAUAGCACAGCAGAAGCCAAUUACCCAACAUCGCAAUGCCCAUUACUAGGCUCAAGGAUUUACACAUAUUUAAGUGCAGUAACAGUAAUGUGCAGUCAGGUGUUUUUUUCGGGGAGUCAGAGGAUGUGGCUAAUGAUUCUCUCCCACCAGAGUUUUCUCUGCAUAGGGUAGAAUUUACUUCUUGUUUUUUCUCUUUUUGUUUUUUCAUUGCUUGACAGUGUUCCUUUACAUUUCUAUAAGUGGUUCAUGAAAACUUACUGACAUGUAUUGCAUAAAAAGAGUUUCCAGCUUUGUAAAAUGCUGAAGAUGUAAAGCUGCAAUACGUGACUUUGCUCGGUUUUGUUUUAAAAUUGAACUUGCACUAUAGUUUUAAUAAUGCUCAAUGAAACUUACUGUAACUUCUUCAGAAAUACCUUUUGGUCAUAACUGCCAAAGAAUUGCACAGUGGAUUUGCACCAAGUUCAACUUAACUUUCACAGAGGAAUAAAGCUUUUUUGAAUAUUCAAGUCUGUACAUUUAUGGGGAUGUAGACGGCUUUGUACUGGAAUAUUUCUUGAUGCUUUUUAUUUUUACUCAGGAAUUCAAUAAAUAAAAUUCUAUAUCAUUUA